This is a messenger RNA of Nestor notabilis (Kea), 2250 nucleotides long. RefSeq names its product regulator of telomere elongation helicase 1-like. The record is from RefSeq and is a predicted model, not a curated record. Gene Ontology annotation, biological process: DNA repair; telomeric loop disassembly; DNA replication. Gene Ontology annotation, cellular component: nucleus. Lineage: Eukaryota; Metazoa; Chordata; Aves; Psittaciformes; Psittacidae. Gene Ontology annotation, molecular function: ATP binding; DNA polymerase binding; DNA binding.
AUGCCCAGGGUAACGCUGAACGGCAUCACGGUGGACUUCCCCUUCCAGCCCUAUGCCUGCCAGGAGGCGUACAUGGCCAAGGUGCUGGAGUGCCUGCAGAAGAAGGUAAAUGGCAUUUUGGAGAGCCCCACAGGCACAGGGAAGACCCUCUGCCUGCUGUGUUCCACGCUGGCGUGGCGGGAACACUUUAAAGAUGCCAUCUCAGCCCGCAAGAUUGCGCAGCAACUGAAUGGGGUGGAACUCUUCCCAGAGAGAUCCCUGUCGUCCUGGGGCAAUGCUGACGCCGAUGCUGAUAUCCCAAUUUAUUACACUGACAUCCCCAAAAUAAUUUAUGCCUCCAGAACUCACUCACAACUCACACAGGUCAUUAAUGAGUUAAAGAACACAGUCUACAGGCCCAAGAUCUGUGUUUUGGGUUCCAGAGAACAGCUUUGCAUCCAUCCUGAAGUGAAACGACAAGAGAGCAACCACAUGCAGAUCUACAUGUGCCGAAAAAAAGUGAUGGCUCGUGCUUGUCAUUUCUAUAACAAUGUGGAAGAAAAGAGUACAGAGAAAGAGCUGAUGAACUCAAUCAUGGAUAUCGAAGACUUGGUUAAAAAUGGAAACAAGCACAGAGCUUGUCCUUAUUAUCUCUCUCGAAGCCUGAAGCAGCAAGCAGAUAUUAUUUUUAUGCCUUACAACUAUUUGCUAGACUCAAAGAGCCGCAGAGCGCACAACUUGGACCUGAAGGGGACUGUGGUAAUACUUGAUGAAGCUCACAAUGUGGAGAAGUUGUGUGAGGAGUCAUCUUCUUUUGACUUGACACCCUAUGAUUUGGCUUCAGCAAUAGAUGCCGUGGAUGUUGUACUGGAAGAACAAGCCAAAUUUAAUGAAAUAAAUGCUGAGUUCAAUAUGGAGUUGGCCUGUUCAGGACUGAACAUGGAACUUGAAGAUAUAGCAAAGAUAAAGAAAAUUCUCCUUCAGCUCGAAAGUACCAUUGAUGCAGUGGAGCUGCCACCGAAUGAUAGUGGAGUCACCAAAGAGGGAAGCUACAUCUUUGAUCUGUUUGCAGAGGCCCAAAUAACAUUCCAGACCAAAUCCUCACUCCUGGAUUCACUGGAGCAGAUUUUACAGUAUCUUUCAGGCCGUCCUGGGAUAUUUGUCAAUACGUCUGGAUUGCAUAAGCUCUCGGAUAUUAUCCAGACUGUAUUCAACAUCGAUCCCCCAGAAGGUGCAACAGGUUUCAGGCCACAUCAGUCGAUAUCUAAAUAUUAUAAGGUACAUAUUCAUCUGGAUGACAGCAAUCAGAAGAAGAAACAAAGGACAGAUCUCUGGAAUUCAUCAUCUACAAAAAAAGAAAAGACCUUAAGCUACUGGUGUUUCAGCCCUGGCUACAGCAUGCAUGAACUUGUUCGACAAGGAGUCAGGACAAUUAUCCUUACUAGUGGGACACUCUCCCCCCUCUCAUCAUUUACAAUGGAAAUGCAGAUCCCUUUUCCUGUUCGCUUGGAGAAUCCUCAUGUUAUCGGUAAACACCAGCUCUGGGUUGGGAUCAUUUCUAAGGGACCUGAUGGAACUGUGCUGACUUCUACCUAUGAAAGAAGGUUUUCAGAGGAUUAUUUAUCUUCUCUGGGGAAAACAGUUGGUAACCUUGUGCGAGUUGUACCAGAUGGACUGUUGGUGUUCUUCCCGUCUUAUCCUGUCAUGGAUAAGAGCCUGGAAUAUUGGAGAGAGCAUGAUUUUGCUAACAGAAUAGAAGAAGUGAAGCCAAUGUUUGUGGAGCCCAGGAACAAAGGAAGCUUUUCAGAGGUAAUAGAUGCCUACUAUAAUAAAGUUGUCUGUCCCAAGUCCAAUGGGGCUGCUUUUUUGGCAGUAUGUCGGGGGAAGGCCAGCGAGGGCUUGGAUUUUGCAGACAGAAAUGGCCGAGGAGUCAUCAUUACCGGGCUCCCGUUUCCUCCUCGUAUGGAGCCCAGGGUCAUUUUGAAGAUGCAGUUUCUGGAUGAGAUGAGAAGAAGUGGGGCAGGUUCACAGUAUCUAUCUGGGCGGGAGUGGUACAACCAGCAAGCUUCCCGGGCUGUUAACCAGGCUAUUGGCAGGGUCAUCAGACAUCGCCAGGACUAUGGUGCUAUCUUCCUUUGUGACCAAAGGUUCUCAACUGGAAAUGUGAGAGGCAAGCUGCCUUCAUGGGUCCGCCCCUAUGUGAAUGUCUAUGAUAACUUUGGGCAUGCAGUCAGAAGUGUCUCCAUCUUCUACCGUGGUGCUCAAGAAUUU